Lachancea thermotolerans CBS 6340 is the source of this 2235-nucleotide messenger RNA. RefSeq names its product ATP-dependent RNA helicase SUV3 (gene SUV3). Gene Ontology annotation, molecular function: RNA helicase activity; ATP binding; hydrolase activity, acting on acid anhydrides. Gene Ontology annotation, cellular component: mitochondrial degradosome. Bases 1 to 2235 code for a protein of 744 amino acids. The record is from RefSeq and is a predicted model, not a curated record. The transcript has a single exon. Gene Ontology annotation, biological process: mitochondrial RNA 3'-end processing; RNA catabolic process. NCBI's taxonomy places the organism in Eukaryota, Fungi, Ascomycota, Saccharomycetes, Saccharomycetales, Saccharomycetaceae.
AUGGGCCUGCUCCGGUUGCGCCAGUUCAGCUUGAAAGGGCUUACAGCACAUUUUGCGGCUUCAUAUAGAGUUUACCACCAGGCGGCUGGCUGGAAAAAGCUUGAGCGAACAGAAGCGCCUUGGGGAAAACCUUCCUUUAUCCACCUUCCUCCAAAUGAGCGAAAGAAUCCAAAUUACAUUUCACUGGCCUUCGCAAAGAAGGUAGAUAAUAUUUAUACUCAGGAUCAAGAGUUUAAACGCUGUUUAGACAGCUCUUUAAGGUGGGUAUUUGACAAUAAACUGAAGGCGUUUAAAACACCAGAAAAUGAGGCCAAAUGCUUUGCGUGGUUAAGGCUACGAGAGCACUUAUAUGUUCAGCUCCGAGAUAAUGUCAUAGACAAAAGAAUCGCAUCGUAUAGCGGUUCCAUUUCGGACAGCUUCCUUCCCUCAAGCCCAAGCAAUCUUGUUGCUCAAUUAGUCAACUGCGAUAAAGUCGCAGAUAAUCAAUGGAGAGCUAUACUAAACCAAGAAACCUUUGGAAGGUAUGAAAAGUUCAACCACAUUUUGAGCAAAAUCUACGAUUUUAUUUUGCAUCAAGAGAUCCUACCAGCGACGAUUCCCAUAACAUCAAGUGUCAACAAAACUGAAGACGUUGAUAUUUCAAACCCAGCAGAAUGGUUCCCGGAAGCACGGAAAUGGAGGAGAAAGAUUAUAAUGCACAUAGGUUCCACAAACUCGGGUAAAACCUACCGUGCUCUUCAAAGAUUAAAGCAGUGUGAUAGAGGCUAUUACGCUGGCCCUCUUAGACUAUUGGCGCGUGAAGUAUAUGAGCGCUUCAAAAAUGAGCAGAUAAAAUGUAACCUUCUGACUGGAGAAGAAGUUAUAGAAGAGCUUGAUGAAAUGGGAAAUCCUGCCGGGCUCACGUCUGGAACAGUCGAGAUGGUUCCUCUGUCUCAAAAAUUUGAUGUUGUAGUCUUGGAUGAGAUUCAAAUGAUGGGAGAUCCUGACAGAGGAUGGGCGUGGACAAACGCUCUUUUAGGUUCCAUUGCUCGAGAAGUUCACUUGUGUGGAGAGAAAAGUGCUCUUCCUUUGGUUCAGAAAAUCACAAAGAUGACUGGCGAUGAGUUGAUAGUAAAUGAAUACGAAAGACUUGGCGAACUUAGAAUCGAAGAGAACGCAUUGAAGGAUGGGCUGAAGGGCCUACGAAAGGGCGACUGUGUUGUAGCAUUCUCCAAGAAACGAAUCCUAGAUCUCAAAUUGCAGAUCGAGAAGCAGACCGACUUGAAGGUUGCAGUUGUUUAUGGGUCAUUGCCUCCUGAAACAAGAAUCCAGCAAGCUAACAUGUUCAAUAGUGGCGAGUACGAUGUUUUGGUAGCGUCGGACGCUGUAGGAAUGGGGCUCAACCUAUCCAUUGAACGAGUUAUCUUUACAACUCAUAUGAAAUUUAAUGGACAGGAAAUGAUGGAAUUGACCUCCUCCAAUGUCAAGCAGAUUGGCGGGCGUGCUGGGAGGUUCAAGGUAUCUAGAACGCCAGCUAACUCAGUUGAUGGGGGAAAAAAAGCUUCCGUUGGCCUUGUCACAGGUGUUGACACCAAGGUUUUAGCCGCAGUCAAGAGCGGUAUGGAAGCACCCAUCGAGUAUCUUCAAUCUGCGGUGGUUUGGCCAACCGACGAAAUUUGUGGAAAGCUCAUGACGCACUUCCCUCCAGGCACACAGGUGUCAGAACUACUUCAAACUUUGGCCGCUGAUGUGGAAAAGAGGUCAGCCAAGCUAUUCACUCUCAGCGAUUUAAAAAAUAGACUGAACAGCAUUUCUUUAUUCGAACACAUGGAAGGGAUCCCGUUCUUUGAAAAGCUACGCCUGAGUAACGCUCCAGUGAAGGAUUUCCCUACGGUGAAGAAGGCGUACGUGCAGUUUUGCCGAACAAUUGAGCAGCGGCAAACAAAGUCACUGCUGAGCUACCCCUUCUCGUUUAGCAUCCUUGACCCACGCUACAUCAACAGCGACAAGUAUUCGCUCGAACAUUACGAGUCUUUGCAUAAUAUCAUAAUGUUGUACUUCUGGCUCAGCAACCGAUACCCAAACUACUUUAUUGAUCAGCAAAGCGCGCGGGAGCUCAAAGAUAUGUGUGAAAUGAUCAUAUUCGAGAAACUUGACCGGCUCAAGCGGAACCCUUAUAUGAGGGGUGCUUCUACUACGGGAGCUUCCCAUCGCUCGUCACGCGGCUUCAAGCCAACGUCUGUGCGACGUAAAUGA